Messenger RNA from Myripristis murdjan (pinecone soldierfish), 7712 nucleotides. RefSeq names its product tensin 2a (gene tns2a). The record is from RefSeq and is a predicted model, not a curated record. Gene Ontology annotation, molecular function: protein binding; protein tyrosine phosphatase activity. The transcript has 27 exons. Gene Ontology annotation, cellular component: focal adhesion. The coding region runs from base 675 to 5936 and encodes 1753 amino acids. Lineage: Eukaryota; Metazoa; Chordata; Actinopteri; Holocentriformes; Holocentridae. Gene Ontology annotation, biological process: peptidyl-tyrosine dephosphorylation.
GAUGCAGAGGAAGAGGGGAGACUGAAGACGAGAGCGAGGGAGGAAGAAAGAGGAAGAAAAGUCGAGAGAGGAGAGAGGGAGCAAAAUGUGGGCGCAGGGCUUUUGCAUAGCGGGAGGAUGUAGGAUGUGUCAGUGAGCAUUACCGGACGUAAGGUGGGUGUGGGUACGAGUCAGAGUGAGUUCAGAGAAGAGGGUGGGGGGCAGACACGGAGUGAGGAGUGUGAUACAGAAAAAGAAAGAAAGUGUGAAAAGGCAAUGAAGGGUGCUCAGGAAAGUACAAGAUGUUUGUAACUGGAUGGGUGUGAGACAGAGAGGAGGGGUGAGAGAGGGUGGAGACAGAAAAGCAGGGUGUCCGCAUGUGACUGCAAGUUAGAGAGAGAGAGAGAGGUGUUUUUUAAAAGUUGUGUAGUAGGGGAGUGAGAGCGUGCGGAGUGUAUCCGCCCCCACUGUCCCCUCCGCAGGGCGAGUGAGGCUGAAUGAGAGCCAGGAAAAGGGGAAGGGCCUCUCUCUCCUCCCCUCCAGCUGACAAAAACAGCUGCCUGGGAGCCUGGGCUGGAGAACAGUGCCCGUUUAGUGGACGAGGGUAGAGGGGACAGAGAGAGGGUGAGCGGAGGGGGGGGUCAGAGGGAGAAAGAGAGGAGAAAUAGUCCCAAAUCCAGGGCCCGUCCAUCUCUAUGGGUUGCGUCCUGAGUUCGGACUGGUGCGGGGAGGAAGAGGUUCAAGCGGUGCCGGUGGUCCGGAGUGCAUCUCUGAAGAGGAGGAGCGGAGUGGAGAGGAGUGACAGCAGCAGGAUGAGGCUCACCAAGACAGGGAAGGGGGAGCCCCACGUCUUCAAGGAGAAGACCUUCAAGAAGAAGCGCCAGUGCAGUGUGUGUCGCCAGGGUGUCGACAACGUGGGCUCCUUUUGUAGAGUAUGCAAGACAGCCACUCACAGGAAGUGUGAGGCCAAGGUGACCUCAGCAUGCAUCCCAGCUCCCUCCAAUGAUCUGCAGCGUAGAGGGACCGCUCCUUCUCGGCACGUCCAACACCUGGGUUCCACCAAGUCGCUGACCUACACCAAACAGAGAAACACCCUGCCCAGGAGCUUCAGCGUGGACCGCGUGAUGGAGCGAGUGAUGGAGCGCCACUACGACUUUGACCUGACCUACAUCACGGAGAGGAUCAUCUCGGUCUUCUUCCCCCCGAUGCUGGAGGAGCAGAGAUACCGGCUCAACCUGAAGGAGGUGGCCGCCAUGCUCAAGUCCAAACACCAGGACAAGUUUCUGCUCUUCAACCUCUCCGAAAGGCGCCAUGACAUCAGCCGUCUGAAUCCCAAGGUUCAUGAUUUCGGCUGGCCUGACCUCCACGCCCCGCCGCUGGAUAAGAUCUGUGCCAUGUGUAAGGCCAUGGAGACGUGGCUGACCUCUGAUCCGCAGCACGUGGUGGUCCUGCACUGCAAGGGCAACAAGGGGAAAACGGGCGUGAUCAUUGCAGCAUACAUGCACUACAGCAAGAUCUCUGCUGGUGCGGACCAGGCCCUCAGUACUCUCGCCAUGAGGAAGUUCUGUGAAGAUAAGGUGUCCUCUUCUCUCCAGCCGUCCCAAAACAGGUAUAUCUAUUACUUUGGGGGUCUUCUCUCUGGGGCGAUCAAGAUGAACAGCAGCCCUCUCUUUCUCCACCAAGUUCUCAUCCCUUCGCUCCCCAACUUCCAGGGUGAAGGAGGUUAUUACCCCUUCUUGAAGAUCUAUCAGUCCAUGCAGCUGGUCUACACGUCAGGCAUAUAUGACUUGCAAGGCACUGGAGGUAGGCGACUGGCUGUGACCAUCGAACCAGCGCUGCUGCUAAAGGGUGACAUCAUGGUGAAAUGCUACCACAGGCGAGCCCAAAGUGCUGACAGGGACACAGUGUUCAGGCUGCAGUUCCACACUUGCACCAUCCACGGAUGCCAGCUCUGGUUUGGAAAGGGGGAGCUGGACGAAGCUUGUACCGAUGAACGUUUCCCAUCCGAUGCCACAGUGGAGUUUGUCUUCUCCUCUGGACCUGAGAAGAUCAAAGGCCGCGAGUACCAGAAAAAUGACCCAGCCGUCACAGUGGACUACAACACAGCUGACCCAGUGGUUCGCUGGGACUCCUAUGAGAACUUCAACCAGCGAUACCAGGACAGCCUGGAGGACAUUGCCCACACUAAAGGUCCUCUAGAUGGCAGCCUGUAUGCUCAGAUAAAGAAACGCCGUGGUCCUGGCUCCGGCUCCCUCACCUCAACAAAUGGCAGCAGCCCAGGGGUGGGCAUUACAGAGGAUAGGCCCAAUCACCUCAUUACUCCUGGUUCCGAUUCUGCCCUCUCAGCCCAUUCCAGCCAUUCAAAUCAAUCAUCUGUCCAUCCUGAACGUCAGGACGAGUCGAUUCGCCCCCCACCCCCGACCAGACAGGAAAGGGAGGAGCUGGAGCGCCUUCUCGGAGGCAUUGAGGGAAACGGAGAACGAGAGACCGCCAUCUUGGAUGACGGGGAUUCCUUGCCCUCGGAGCGAAGCGGAACACUGAGGCUCAGCCGGUCAUGUUCCUGUCGGGCUGGUUACCGGUCCCAGCGUUGUGCCGAGCCUGGUUGUGACCGCACUCUCCUCAUGCCCAAUGGUUACUGCCUUGACCGGGCUCCCGGCACCAAUGGGCACCAUGGGGCAACACCCUCUGCCAGCCCCAACUCAGCAGCCCCACCAUCACACAUGGAUCUGUGCCAGCACUACAGCCCCCACUCGCACCAGUCCCUCCCACCUCCAGAUCUGGUGUGGGACCGCCAGAGUGGCCCACCACACUACUUACACCGGUCGUGCUCAGACAGCACCUCAUCUCGCCACCUCUGUCCCUACCCAACUCCAGACCUUACUCCUCACCCUCACCCGCAUAACCACCCACACUCGCACCCCCUGUCUGCACCAGGUCGGCUCUACUAUCGAGGGGAUGACUACGGCCCCUACCACCACCCUCCACCUCACAGCCACCACCACCCCCACCCACACCACCCCAAACGCCCCACCAGCCCUACCUACCAAGACAUAAUGAUGAUGGAUGGUUUGUCGCCCCCUGGUUGCCCAUGCAGGGAUUGCAGCAUCAGAAGAGAGGACCCGGCAGCCUAUCACGGCCUUAGGCUGGACCGAGGUGACAGCUUCCACUGGGACAGAGAGGCAGAGCUUCAACAGAGGGAAGUGGGGUUAAGGAGAGCCAGGGAAGCAGACCUACCAAGAGGAUCAGAGCUUCACUGGGAGAGGGAUCCUGGCCUGAGGCGGGGCAGGGAAAUGUCCCUGCACUGGGAGAGAGACAGGGAAGCCGAGCUGCAGUGGGAGAGGGAGAGAGAAGCUGAAUACUGGCACAGGAGGGCCACUGUAGCCUCAUUUGGCCCACAGGGCCAUGACCUUCCUGCAUUUACCUUUGACCCCUUGCCUUCGGGUCACCCGGCCUAUCCAGAGGCGUCCAGGUCCCAUGCUCACUCCCAUCUGGAUCUCAAGUACAGCAGCAGUAGUAGCGGAUACCAGACGCCCCAUCAGGCCUGCCCAUGCUCGCCCUACCAGCCCUCGCCAUCUGAGAGCAGGGGCUACGCCUCUGGCUAUCAGUCCGAGUCCACCUCUCCUCUGCCCCCUGUCUCCUCCAUGCCAGGGUCCUGCAGCCACAGCAACGGGCCAACGGAGCAUAAUCACAGUCACCACCAUCACCAUCCAGACUCACAGCAGUCAUAUGGCUCUGACUCACAGACUGAUGGCCUUCGUAGUUCUGGUGAAAGUGUGGGCUGGAGGGAUCACAUUAACCAUGGUUCCUUUAAGAGGGUCCACAGAGAUGGCCAUGGUGCAUGCUCAACGCCAUCCGACAUGUCUGGACCGCCCACACCUGUCCACACCAGCAGCCCUGUAUGCACACAGGAAAGUGCCGGUCUGGGAGGGAGAGAGUAUGAGAUCCGGACGACCGACAUCAUCACCAGUGACUAUGAUGCUUCUCAGCCGCAGGACAGACCAUACCAUGACAACAACGUCAUUCAGGAUCCUUCACAAACCCAAACACACAGCACAGAUCCCUCAUCACAAGCACAGGCUGCCAAAGACACACACUCACACGCAGUAGCCACACCUCCUCACACAGAACCCACCAACCAUUGCACUGCACCCACAGACCCAACCCCACCCACCUGCCAGCAGAACCACUGUAGCUCGCCUACAGCUUCAGCUUCCUCCACACAGAACCAGAGCACUAUCCCAUCCAUCACACCAGAUGCAUCUAACCAGACAAACGCCCACUGCCAAACCCCCUCUUCCCCAACCAAAGCAUCGUCUACAACGGAUAAACACCCGCAACCCGACCCCCUGACCCCUCAGACAUCCCACCCUUCAGAGACUGCUGCAUUACCUUGUGUUGUGACACAGGCAGCAUCCCAGCCUCAGAGCCAGACCCAAACCCAAGCCCCUGGCUCUCCAGGACCAAACCCAGCUCAAGUCCAAGUCAAUGGAUCGUCUCCACCCACGGAACCUACCCCAGAAGUCCAUAAACCUGCCUCCACCAGCCCCGGUUCGCCGUCUGCGCCUGUAUCUCCCAGCCCAGCCCCACCCUCUUCUCCCCAGCCCCCGUCCAGCAGCAUGGAGGGUUCCCCCAUCACUGAGGCCCCAGUUCCUGGCUUUGCCACCUUGGCUAGACGGUUGAUGUUGAGUGGGUCUGACCCCCACCAUCUGAACCACAGCCACCACCAUGGACCCCCACAUCACCAUUACCCAGGCAUGGAGCUCAGUGCUGUCGGACACAUGGACAAGCCCUACUCUGCUGCUCAUGAUACCAGUGAGAGGCACUGCUACCCUGCUAACGUUGCUCAGCACCAUCCGCCCUCCUACUCCAACUACUCCACUAUCUCCAUCCCACUUCCUCACCCCCAGCCUCCUCUCCCAGAGAAACGACGGCAGCCUCCAGGCUCACCUAAUGGUGGGGUGGGGACCCUGAGAGCAGCUGUGGGUCAUGGACCUUCCUCCAUGGCCAGCGCCACCCAGCAGCAGCAGCAGCAGCACCAUGUCACGUUCUCUCCCAUGGUGGGGGAAAUGGCGCCCCCUGUGGGAGAAGUUGAGGGAGGGAUGUCCGUGGAGGCUGAGAAUAUCAACAGGGUCAGUGUGAAGUUUGUCCAGGACAGUUCAAAGUUCUGGUACAAGCCUGGUAUCUCCAGAGAGCAAGCAAUCUCAGCACUAAAGGAGAGAGAGCCAGGGUCUUUCCUGAUCAGGGACAGUAACUCCUUCCAGGGGGCCUACGGCCUGGCCCUAAAGGUGGCUACGCCUCCUGUUAACAUCAGCAACCACAGCAGCAAGGCAAGUGACCCUCUGGAGCAGCUGGUUAGACACUUUCUGAUAGAGACGGGCCCUCGAGGAGUCAAGAUUAAAGGAUGUCAGAAUGAGCCCUACUUUGGGAGUCUGUCUGCAUUAGUCUACCAGCACUCCAUCACUCCCAUCUCUCUGCCCUGUGCUCUGAAGAUCCCAGAAAAAGACCUGAUAGGAGAGAUGCAGGAGGUUCAACCCGUGAGCAACAUGAGCACGGCUGCUGACCUGCUCAAACAAGGAGCAGCCUGUAACGUCCUCUACCUGAACUCUGUGGAAACAGAGUCUCUAACGGGACCCCAGGCCAUCGCCAAGGCAACAGACGCUACCUUGGGUCGUAACCCACGUCCCGCCGCCACCGUGGUCCAGUUCAAGGUGACGUCCCAGGGCAUCACGCUGACGGACAGCCAGCGCAGGGUUUUCUUCAGGAGACACUACCCGGUGAACAGCGUCACUUUCAGCAGCAUCGACCCCAAGGACAGGAGGGUGUUUGGCUUCGUCGCCAAGAAGCCGGGCAGCCUGGCGGAGAACGUGUGCCACCUGUUUGCCGAGUUGGAUCCCGAGCAGCCUGCCUCUGCCAUCGUCAACUUCAUCAACAAGGUCAUGCUGCCGCAGCGCCGGUAGAGGGGGGAGGAAGAGAAGCGAGACAUCAGAGCAGACAAGCAGUGGCAUCAAGCAUGUAGCUGACAGAAGGCAUUUACUGUUCACCAGUGGCCAAAUAUUGCCAUUGUGUUCCGAGUUGGGAUGAUAGCGCUAAGGCCGUCUACGCCCUGUGUUCAUGAUCCUUUUGUAAUGGAAACACAUUCAAUUUUGUCUAUUUACCUCUUCAUCUGCUCCAUACACGUCACCUUUCCCUCGAUCAGGACUGAUUGGAUCCAUUCAUUAUUUUUUACUGCCCAAACAGAGUAAACUUGAUUCAAUAUAUACAUCAGAUAAAAGACAGGAUGAUGCGUGUAGUGUUACAACUCUUCCAAAGACGAGGAGGCUUCACCGACCUUUAUCUUUCAUUAAGGUUUAUCCACCUAAUUGUUCUCCAGAAAAAAAAAUACCGUAAAGGACCUUUUCCAAGCCAUCAUCGUGAGUGAAGCUCUGUUGACCUGCCUGUUUAAAUGAUUACAAUGAAAUAUGCCUUAUAUCACCUUUGUCCUUGAAAGAGCGCUGCAAGGAGAAGCAGCAUCCAGCUCUCCUCUGCACUGUAAAAAAAAGCCCAUAAGGUUCAACAUUUUAGACGCAUCUGUCUUUAUAAAAUAGGUGUUUAUAUUUGUAUUGCUGCAAAACCUUGUUUUCCUCACUGCAAAAACAACGACCAAAGCCCUGAUGAUGUAAUUUAGUUUAGACGUUCAGGUAUGCAGAAGCAUGUACAGCGAAGUGAUGACUAUAACUGAUCUUUAACCUCUUACUGCAACUUUGCCUUCCAACUUGCCACAGCAACCUUACCAGUGUAACACAUUUCCGCUAAUCACUGACGACAAUCGUGUUUUUCACUCAGAGACCAAAACGCACCGGCGGGGCGAGAGACAUAACCAUUUAAUGAAAGUAAACAUGAAUGUAAGGUUUUUUUAACUCGAAUGAUGAGUGUGUGAGGGAGUGGUGUGCGUGUGUGUGUGUGUGGGUGGGUGUGUUUAGGGGUUGGUGUGCGGAGGGCGUUAACGCAAACAGGCAGGCCGACCGGAGUUCUUGAUAACAGGGUUUUGUUAGGUCAACUUGCAAGUUUCAAUGUGAUGUACCUUAAGUGGGGGGAAAAAGAUGGAUGGGGAAGGAUGUACAGUGUUGUUCCACUCUGCUGCCACAAAACGAAUGGUGUACAUUAAUUCAUUAAUCAUUCCAGUAAACCUAAUUGCUCCUGUCUAUUCACUCUACACAAUGAGGUAAAUUCUACAAUACACUAUACUGUGUGAUAAAGAAUAAUGAAAUUUACUCAAACACCUUGAGCAAAAAUUAUUUAACGCCACAGCAGUGUAAAAAAUGCCACUGACUUAUAUCAGUGUGAGUACAAGUGAGUGCAAGUGUACAAAGUUAAGGAAGAUCAACACACACAGCCGAGACGGUGGCGUAAGGACAACGUAUUUAACCAAAGACAAAGCACUCCUGUAUUAAUAAGCUUUUUAGCCCGCUAUAUUUUUGUAUUUUUUGCUUCAUGUAUUUUACUAUGCAUUCAUUUAGUGUGAUACUUUGUUCCGUAAGACCUAGAUAAACACUACUUGUAUUACAGCGAUAAUAUAUAUUGUGGUCUGUCUCUUGUUGAUCUCUAUAUUAUGUAGUAAUAUAUUUUCUCACAUGCAGCUAUAGGACAGUGUAAGAAACAAGAGAAAGGAAACAUUUGUUUGUCUGAAAAAGGAAAUUAUGCUAUUUUGUAUGCACAAAUGAAGAAUAUAAUUAAACUGAAACAAUGUGGUACCA